Dentiscutata heterogama is the source of this 501-nucleotide messenger RNA. Lineage: Eukaryota; Fungi; Glomeromycota; Glomeromycetes; Diversisporales; Gigasporaceae. The record is from the annotation of a GenBank genome assembly.
GCGGUAUGGUUUUCACCUUCAAAAAGGUUAUCGAAAAGAUCGAGAUUGGCAACUCGCUCUACGAUGAAGAAGGUGCUAAAAUCGUGGAACAAUUAGUUGAAAAGGCAAAAUCCCUGAAUGUCAAAUUGAUAUUUCCUGUGGAUUAUGUUAUUGCUGAUAAAUUUGAUGCGAACGCCAAUACUGAUUAUGCUACAGAUGAGACUGGUAUUCGACAAGGAUGGCUAGGUCUAGAUUCUGGUGAAAAAACUAAUGAAAUUUUUAAGAACGCCAUUUACGAAGCGAAGACCAUUCUAUGGAAUGGUCCUCCAGGAGUUUUUGAAUUUGAAAAAUUCUCAAAAGGAACAAAAGUAGUAUUGGAUGCAGUUAUCGAGGCUACAAAAAGAGGCGCUAAGACUAUUGUUGGAGGUGGUGAUACUGCAACGGCCGUUGCUAAGUGGGGCGCUGAAGAUAAAGUUUCACAUGUUAGUACUGGUGGCGGUGCUAGUUUGGAGUUGCUUGAAG